Molecule: messenger RNA, 2490 nt
Organism: Cyclopterus lumpus (lumpfish)
Lineage: Eukaryota; Metazoa; Chordata; Actinopteri; Perciformes; Cyclopteridae
Gene: ncoa5
Product: nuclear receptor coactivator 5
Biological process (GO): regulation of signal transduction
Cellular component (GO): nucleoplasm
Molecular function (GO): RNA binding
Source: RefSeq, a predicted model, not a curated record
AUUUCGGACGGCAAUUUUAAAGGCGGCCGAUUAGCGAACGAACCACACUUUUUCAAGCAUUUGAGACGCACGAAGAAAAGAAGAGCGGUAAACCCCCCUUUGAGUCGAGUCAUGUCUCGCCGACGAAGCCACACGUCGCCGGGGAGCUUCUCCCGCUCCUGCAGCAGUAGUGAUCCUAGAGAUUUGGAGAGACGGAUUUUUGUUGGGAAUUUGCCGACCUCCGACAUGGAAAAGAAGGAUUUGGAAGAGCUGUUCAGCCCUUAUGGGAAGAUAAUCGGCGUGUCCAUGUUUCGUGGGUUCGGAUUUGUACAAUUUGAACGUGUUGAGGAAGCGGAAGCUGCAAAGUCUGCCCAAAAGGGUCGAAUAUAUAAAGGUUAUAAAAUAGAUGUAAAUAUGGCAGUGGAGCGACGGCAAGCUAAACCUCAAUCCCAGCAGAGCCCUCCACGAAGGUAAAGGCCGGCUCCACCACCGCCACCCUCACACACGUAUGGCAGUUACAGCGACAGCAAAGAGCCUCGGCCUCGCUCGCGGUCACCCGUCUACAGCGCGAGUCUCGGGAGGAGCCGCGACGGGCGCGAGUCACGUGAGAGCCGCGACGGCCGCGAGUCUCGGGAGAGCCGCGACGCGAGGGACUCGGGCAGAGAGUCGAGGCCGGUCGGCCACUCUCGUGACCACGACUACCGGUACCGGAGCGCCGAGAGCAGAGACAAAGACGCCAGGGAUCCCGCGUACAGCAGAGACGACUACGACCGAUUCUACCGCGGUGGCAGCAGCAGUGCAGAAGAGUAUUACCGGAGGAAGGAUGAGCCCUACAGGGACCCUUACAGAGAUCCCUGGAACGGACGCCGUGAGCCAGAGGCCCCCGCCAGCCUCGCUUCAGCAGUAGAUGAUCGCGCUCGACCAGAAGAGCGCCGCCGCAACGAAUUGUACCGGCAGUACUACGAGGAACUCCAGCGGCGCUACGACACCGACCGCCCCGUCGACUGCUCGGUGAUCGUCGUCAACAAGGCGCAAAAUAGGGAGUAUGCUGAGACGGUGGGACGGAAAGUCCGUGAUCUGGGCAUGGUGGUGGAUCUGAUCUUCCUCAACACGGAAGUGUCACUAACCCAGGCGCUCGAGGAUGUAGGCAGAGCCCGCACUCCGUUUGCCAUCAUCAUUACCCAGCAGCACCAGGUCCACCGGUCCUGCACCGUCAACAUCUUGUUCGGCACACCGCAAGAGCAUCGAAACACAAUGCAGGACGCCAUGAUGCUGGUCGCCCACAAUUAUGACUACAAAGUUGAAAACCGUGAAAAAGAGCGCGAGGAGAUCGCCAGGAAGGCCGCCAAGAUGGCGGACGACGUGCUGCUCAGGGAGCCGGACAGGGAGAGCCACCCCGUUUCUGUGCUCACCUCCAUCACACUGCUGUCUGAAAACAGAUUUGUGACUCCCGAUGAAAUGGAUACACUCAUUGCAUACCUGAAGGACAAAAGAGCUCGACUGCUACGAAGUGCUGCAGAGCCUCUCACAGCCGGAGUCCACAGUGCAGCUCCUGCGGCGGUGCACCACGACGUUCCGACCUCCACCACAGGACUGGCUCCUCCAUCCCACUCCACUCUCACAUCGCCGCAGUCCAGCCACCUCGGCCUCUCGGCGGCCUCCAGCGCCGCGGCUAACCCCAGCCACCAGCAGGAGCUGCAGGCCAAGAUCCUCAGCCUGUUCAACAGCGGCAGCGGGGUCCCGGCGGGCGCCGGAGGCCUGCCGCCCGUCAAGGCCUACGGCUCCCUCGGCCCAUCCCCCGUCCAGAUCCCACCCCGCCCAACCAUGACGGGCCCAGCCAUGACAGGCCCCUCUGCGGCCGCGCCCCAGGGUUACGGCGCCCCACCGGGACGCAUGCAAGUCACACCAGGUGGUCAAACUCCCUCGUCCGCUUCAGGGAUCAAUUUUGACAACCCGAGUGUACAGAAAGCGCUGGACACCCUCAUUCAGAGCGGACCGUCUCUGAACCACCUGGUGAGCCCUGCCGCCGCUCAGCAGCCCCCCACCAGCAUGGGCCAGGUCCCGCCUCUGUCCAUGUACCCCCGACAUUACUGAUGUUGUAGCGAAUGAAUAACUUCCUCUCCCUGUGACACGUAGAUGCCACAUCAAUCCUCUGUGCAGUGAAUACCAGCUGUGUAAUAUAGGUAGGUUGGAUGUUUGUAAAAGCUUUUAAUCUUUUUUCUUUUUAUUCUGAGUAUUGUGUUCAGUUUGAUUACGGUUAUUACAUUUUGUUGGAUGACUUGUCCAGACUACCUAAAAAAAGUCUGUAUUUUCAAUUAUUAGCCAGAAGAUAAUUAUUAAUUGAUUCUCGUUACACGUGACUUGAACUGAGGCAAAGUUACAUGAGUAAAGUACAUUAUAUAUUUUGAUGGACUCCUUUGUUCUUUUCCAACCGUGAUUGUUUCAUAGUUUUUUUUUAUUUGUAACACUUUCAUUGUCAAAACAAGACAAGAUUAAAAACUCCAGACACAA